ACAUUUGUGAGAAGUUUAUCAUCAAAUUGAUCGACAGAGAAACCACCAUGGCUGAAGCAGCUCUAAUCAGUGGAUUGCUUUCAAACUUGGCACCUUUGAUUAAGGAUGAAUUCUCGUUGUUUGGAGUUUUAAGAAGGAGGUUCAAAAGUUAUCCAGCACACUAUCUUCGAUUAGUGCCGUUCUUGAGGAUGCAGAGAGAAAGAAGGACAAGGACAAUCAAACAGAAAAUUGGUUGCGAAAGCUCAAAGAUGUGGCGUAUGAGGUUCGAGACAUCAUGGAUGACUGCACCUUUGAAGAUCUUCGUCUUCAACUCAAAAGGCGUAAUGCCUCCUCUUCAACCUGUAUCCAGGUAACCAACUCAAUAACCCAUCCUUUUAGUAGUACUUGGACACGUCUAAAAUUUGGUCACAAAAUUAAGGAUGUUCAAAAGAAGCUUGACCAAAUUUCUUUAGAGCGCCAAAAGUUACAUUUGCUUGAAUCUAUUCCUGACUCAAAAAUAGACAAGCUUACGAGUAGUUCGCGUGAAACCAUCUCUCUUUCUAGUUGUAAUCAAGUUUAUGGGAGAGAUAAGGAAAAGAAACAGAUAAUUGAUAUUAUGGUCAAUACAUCUAGUGUUAGUGUUGCCAAAAAGUUAUCUGUUCUGCCAAUUGUUGGAAUUGGGGGUCUUGGUAAAACAACACUUGCCCAAACGGUCUUCAACGACGAGGAGAUUACUAAGCAUUUUGAAACCAAAAUCUGGGUAUGUGUUUCUGAUGAAUUUGAUAUUAAAUUUGUGAUGAAAGCCAUUUUAGAAGAAAAGGCGGAAGCAUGCUCGGAAGAAUUGCAGAAAAAAGUUAGAGAAAAAUUGAGCGGGAAAAGAUAUUUGAUUGUAUUGGAUGAUGUUUGGAAUGAAAAUGUUGAGGCAUGGGACCGCUUGAGAUCUAUCUUGGAUUGUGGAUCAAAUGGUGCGUUCGUCCUGACCACGACACGAAAAAAAAAAGUGGCAAAAAUUAUGGAAACGAUUCAACAUUUUCAGUUAUCAGUGCUUUCUAACGACGAUUGUUGGUUACUCUUUGAAGAGCGCGCAUUUAUGUGUGGAACACCAAAAACUUCAAACUUUGUUGAUAUUGGUAAAGAAAUAACUAAAAAAUGUAAGGGUGUUCCUUUAGUUGCCAAGACAUUGGGAAGUCAAUUGGGCUUCAAAAGUGAUAUAAAUGAAUGGUGUAAAAUUAAAGAUAAUGAGAUAUUGGAGAUAUCUCAUAAUGAAGAAUCUGAUCUCUUGCCUAUUCUAAGGUUGAGUUACUAUGACCUCCCUUAUCAUUUGAGAAGAUGCUUUGCGCUUUGUGCUAUAUUUCCCAAAGAUACUAUAAUUGAAAAGCAGAGAUUAAUCCAACUGUGGAUGGCCCAUGAUUUAAUUCCUACAGUUAAAAAUCAAGCAGUUGAAGAUAUUGGGAAUACAAUUUGGCAGGAGUUUUGUUGGAGAUCUUUUUUUCAAGACGAGAAAUUAGAUCGGUAUAAACUUUAUGAAACAUGGGUUCAAAACAAGGCAAGUACUACACAUUGGGGUUUCUUUAGUCAUGAAGAGAAAAUAAAUCGGUAUAGACUUUAUGAAACAUGUAAGAUGCACGAUCUUAUACACGAUCUUGCGCAAUCUGUUAUGAAAGAUGAAUGUUAUACCUUGGAUGCUAAAAGCUCAAGCGAUGGUUUAGGACGUGAAAUUCGUCAUGUAACAAUAAUGGCUGAUAAGUUAGACAAAACAAUAGUUUAUUCUCUUAGGAAUAUUGGAGGGUUGCAAGGAAUAAUGUUCAAUGGCUUACAUAAUGGUGUAAAUUUCAACUGGAAAGAACCGUCUUUACGUGUCCUUGAAGGAUGCCGAAAUAUGCAAUAUUUGCGUUAUUUGGGAUGUCUAAAACAUCUUAGAUAUUUAGACAUCUCUUUUAUUUACGUACAAACAUUGCCUGAUAGUAUAUGUGGUCUUUUGAACUUACAAACUUUGAAGCUCAAUUAUUGUAUUCUGCUUGAAUGUUUGCCAAGAAAUACGAGGGACCUCAUUAACUUAAGACAUCUUUAUUUGGAGGGUUGUUGUAGAUUAAAAUAUAUGCCUAGAGGGAUGGGGCAAUUGAAACAUCUGAAGACGUUAAGCUGGUUUGUGAUAGGCAAGAAUGAGAGAUAUUGUCAACUCGACGAAUUAAAAGAUUUGGAUAUCGGCGGAUCAAUGACAAUUAAGAACCUUGGAAAAGUUAGUGAUGCAUCUAUGGAAAGAGGGAUAAGUAUGGCUAAAAAGACGAGUAUCAAUGAAUUGGAGUUGGAAUGGAGAUUUUAUGAAGAAGAUGAUGAGAGCAAGAGAACUAGAGAUGAGAAAAUUGGUGAAGCUCUAGAGGUUUCAACUGCAAGGCUGAAGACAUUGAAAAUAAGUGGUUACAAAGGUGUGAAUCUCCCUAAAUGGGUGGGAAAAUCAUAUUCUUUUCUAACACACCUUGAGUUUAUGGACUUGGACAAUGUGAAUACUAUUGCUAGUAGUAGAGAUGUCAUUGAACUAUUCCCUUUGUUAGAGGAACUUAUUGUUAAUUACAUGAAGAAAUUGAGGGAAUUGGUGUCACCUGGCUGUUGGAGUACUGGAUCAUUCCCUAAUCUAUUCACACUGUUUAUAACUGAUUGCCCAAAGCUAGGGGCUUUGCCACCGUAUCUCAAAGCACUCAAACAUGUAACCCUUGAAGGUGAAUGUUUGGAUGAAUUGUUAUAUAGCAUCUGGAAUCUUAAUGGUACUCUCACUCAUCUGAAUCUUAAUAGAUUAAAUAAUGAUGUGGAUAUGAAUGGAAUUGAAGUAGCAUUAUUCCCUUUGUUAGAGGAACUUUUUAUUAGAGACAUGAAGAACUUGAGGGAAUUGGUGUCUCCUACUAUUCCUAGUACCGGAGCAUUCCUUAAUCUAUGCAAGCUACAGAUAUCUUAUUGCCCAAAGCUAUGGGCCUUGCCACCGCAUCUCAAAUCACUCAAAGAUGUAUCUGUUUGGGGUCAUUGUUCGGAUGAGUUGUUAUAUAGUAUCUCAAAUCUUAGUGCUCUCACUCAUCUCACUCUUGGUGAUAUGAAAGAAAGAAGUGUUUUAUUUGGAGCUGGUUACAUGGCAUUAAUGUUUGAUGAUGAGAUACCAUCAUCGUCGUCAACCCUUGCGGACAAUAAUAAUAAUAAUGAAGCACAAUUACGCUCAACUUUCCAAUCUCUUCAAUCUCUGAGAAUUGAGUGGUGCAAGAAGUUAAGGCGUUUGUUUGAUGAGGGAAUGAUAUCAAAGAUUAGUGGCUGCCAGAACAAACAAUUCAUCAACUCUCUCACGGAAUUGAUUAUUCAAGAUUGUCCGGAGUUGAUGAUAUCAGUUGAGGAAUUUAGAAACCUCAAUAUUAAUAAUAAUUCACUACAGAGAUUGACUAUCAGCCGUUGUCCUAAGUUGGUGUCUUCAGAAGCGGACGAUGUUAUCGCAAUCCUGCGUUCCCUUCGAACCAAACUUGAAUUCUUCAAAGUAGAUAUUCUAUUGGAAGAGGAAUAGAAGAAGAAGAGUCAAUUAGAAGUGAUAACUUAAAGGAGUAGAAGACUCAAAAAGGAGGUAAGUACCUAAAUAAUUAUAUUCGUUUUGUAAUGUAUAGGUUUCUUAUUUCUUAUUUACUUGAAGUUCAGAGCAUAUAGAUAAUCUAUUGGAAAAGAAACAUGAAGAGCAGAUCAUAGUGGCCAUAUAAUCAAAUUUGGUAUGUAGAGCUCUAUUUCUAUAGUUUUUUUUUUAAACCAAAAAAGAUAAUUCUAACUUUCUAUUGUUUAGGUUGUUUCUUUCACCAUCUGCUUUCCAAUUUUCAUUCCAUUAUAUAUUCCAUUAUAUAAUGGCCAUAUUCACCGUAUAAUAUUGUUGGGUUUUUUGUUUCCUUAGUCCAUGAGGAAAAGCCCAGCAAAUAGGCUCAUCUUGGGCCCCCACUUGAUUUACUUAUUUGGGAGCAAUAUAAAAGGGGGAUAAAACUUCUUUUGCAAGAAAUAAGAGCAAAAGAAAGAGAGAGAAAAACAAGAAAGAAAAGAGUGAAAAACUUCAAGUUUCAGUAGUCUCAGUGUUUUGAUGAUCGAUGGAGUUCGCACCGUUGGAUCAUCCUAAUGUUUGGACAGCAGCUUCACAAGUUCUGGGCCAACAUUCUGGACGGUGGAGAU
Molecule: messenger RNA, 4158 nt
Organism: Impatiens glandulifera
Lineage: Eukaryota; Viridiplantae; Streptophyta; Magnoliopsida; Ericales; Balsaminaceae
Product: putative disease resistance protein RGA3
Exons: 2
Coding region: 275-3517 (1080 amino acids)
Biological process (GO): defense response to other organism
Molecular function (GO): ADP binding
Source: RefSeq, a predicted model, not a curated record